This is a messenger RNA of Entamoeba invadens IP1, 549 nucleotides long. RefSeq lists its product as hypothetical. The record is from RefSeq and is a predicted model, not a curated record. NCBI's taxonomy places the organism in Eukaryota, Evosea, Mastigamoebida, Endamoebidae. Bases 1 to 549 code for a protein of 182 amino acids. The transcript has 2 exons.
AUGGAGGACCUCAUCGAUAUCACAAAACUCACACUCUCCCUCCCAACCGCUUCAGCUCACUUCCCAGCAAUGUCAAAUGCAGUCGAUCAAUGGAACUCUAUCAAUAGCGCUAUUCGUCUUGUCAUGCAAAAUGUCCCGCACGACAUGGCACCAAGUGAACUCCUCGGGUUAUUCUAUCGAUUCUCGGGAACACUCGCAAAGUACGCGAAAAAGCUCGAAGGGUUUGCUGCUACGCCGAAAGAGUGGACGGACAUUCGCGCGGCCUAUAACAUGUACAUCGAGAAGUAUACUGCCCUAACCAAAGACGACGUUUCUGUGAAUCCCGAGCAGUUUGUCUUCAAUUUAGCUCGCGCAAAGCUUGGGGAAGCACUUCAGAAGAACGAGGAUUGUAAACUUCAGCAACUUCCCAUCACAGAAAACGUCAAAAAGUUAUUUAUUGAGUCCGACCAGCUUUUUGGUCUUCUUCUGGAGUGGUGUGAUAAAGAAGAGGAGUCGACAAUGGUUAUGAAAUUCGUCGAGUUAAUUAAAGAAGUUAUCAGCGGGUUCUGA